This is a messenger RNA of Aureobasidium namibiae CBS 147.97, 327 nucleotides long. RefSeq lists its product as uncharacterized. The transcript is spliced from 3 exons. The coding region runs from base 1 to 327 and encodes 108 amino acids. The record is from RefSeq and is a predicted model, not a curated record. NCBI's taxonomy places the organism in Eukaryota, Fungi, Ascomycota, Dothideomycetes, Dothideales, Saccotheciaceae.
AUGGCUUCCAUGACUGCUUCCAGGGUCCACACCACCCCAACCCCAGUUCACUCUACUGUCUGGCAGAACAAGCUCAUGAACGAGUGCAGAAGCCGUGGUCUUCGUGCUCCCAACUUCCAGGAAUGCUCCGACAGACGUGGUGGCCGCACUGCUUGGUCCAGUGUAGUUGAAGUUAACGGCUGCAAGCACCAGGCUCGCUACUGGUACGACGGAGACUGGGUCAACAACGCUCGCGAAGACGCUGCAGAGGUCGCUCUCCAGCGCAUGGGCGUGGUUCCUGUACCUCGCGGACCUCAUGCCCGUCUCCUUGGCUCCAUCAGCGUGUAA